AUGUCAGAACAAACUACAAGGGAAACUAGUUCAGUAGCUUCUCUUUCUAUUGAUAAAGAUAAAAAACCUUUGCCCAACGAAAAAGUCACAGAAAAAUCAAAUAUUCCAGAAGCUACAGAGAAAACAAACACAGAUGAAUUGAAAGUCUCCGAAAGUGCAAAUAAUCUAGGUGAAACACAGAGUCGAGAGGGAUCAAAGAGUCGAGAAGGUUCAAAAAGUGAUGCAAUUCAAGCUAGAGAGGAAACUCCUGAAUCAAGAACUUCACCCACACCAAGUGCAGCACUAAAUGUAAAACAUAAAGAAACUCCUACUUUUACAAAAACGGAUGCAAAACCUAAUUCUACAAGCACUACCGCCAACACAAAUACUCAAGACGUCUCAAAAAAUGCCAUUGGUGAAACUCAAAAUAACAAUACUGAUACGGGGAAAGAACACUUAAAGGAUGGUCAAGAAAUUGUAACAGUCUACGAUCUAGCAACCCAGAUAGAAGGAACUCUUAGUGAACUACAAAAUACUAUGAAUGCUCAUAGCAUUGCUUUCCAAAAAACUUUUGAUAGUAUGGAGAAGCAAUUGAAUGAUUUACUGGCUUCUGCCGAUUUAGAUAAUUAG
Henningerozyma blattae CBS 6284 is the source of this 609-nucleotide messenger RNA. RefSeq names its product Bil1p (gene BIL1). The transcript has a single exon. Lineage: Eukaryota; Fungi; Ascomycota; Saccharomycetes; Saccharomycetales; Saccharomycetaceae. The record is from RefSeq and is a predicted model, not a curated record. The coding region runs from base 1 to 609 and encodes 202 amino acids.